GCCCCACAGCCCCACCAGCAGAGAUGUGUGGGAGGCUGGGAGGGAAAGUUCCCGGCAGCAAGUUGGUUGGACUAGGGGGGUCGGUGAUAUACGUUUGUCCAGUGGAUUGGCCAAGUCAGGGAAAGCCAGCAAUGUGGCUGAAGGGGGAGGGCAUCUCACAAAGACUUGGUGAUUCCUGGCAGUCCCUGUUACUUAGGGAAGAGGCCGGAAAGAGGCUUCAGCAAACAGCGAAAAAUCUCCCAAACCCUGGGCAACUGAAGUUCUGAGCUGCGGCCCUCCGUGAAAGCGUGUUGAAGUCCGCGUAGCAAGCUUUUUAGUUCUACCACGUAGGCUCGCGGCCUUUGGGAAACUCGGACCUCAAGCACAUGCGGAUGACCCGGAGUGUGGACAGUGUCCAGUUCCUGCCCUUUCUCACCACGGAUGUCAACAACCUGAGCUGGCUGAGUUAUGGGGCCCUGAAGGGAAACUGGACGCUAAUCGCCGUCAACGCCGUGGGUGCUGUCCUUCAGACCCUGUAUAUCUUGGUGUAUCUGCACUACUGCCAUCGGAAGCAUGCUGUGCUCCUUCAGACUGCAACCCUGCUGGGGGUCCUUGUCCUGGGUUUUGGCUACUUUUGGCUCCUGGUGCCCGACACUGAGACCCGGCUUCAGCAGCUGGGCCUCUUCUGCAGUGUCUUCACCAUCAGUAUGUACCUCUCACCACUAGCUGACUUGGCCAAGGUCAUUCGUACUAAAUCGACCCAACGUCUCUCCUUUUCACUCACCAUUGCCACCCUCCUCACCUCUGCCUCCUGGACGUUCUAUGGGUUUCGACUAAAAGAUCCCUACAUUGUGGUGCCCAACCUUCCAGGAAUCCUCACCAGCUUCAUUCGCUUCUGGCUUUUCUGGAAGUACCCCCAGGAGCAAGACAGGAACUAUCAGCUUCUACAAACCUGAGGGAGUUCACCUGACCACUGGGCACCUUAAUGCCAACCUACUACCAAAGAAACCUCCUCGUUUCAGCUCUUCCUGCUGGUCACCUCCACUGGUGAAGUGCGUUGUGGUAAAGGAAAAGAACUGCUUUGAGAAUCCAGGGACUAAAGAAAGGGCUUUACUUAGAAGACUGGAUGGAACCUGGGAGAUGAAUCACUUUUAUUUUUUUUCAAGAUUUUAUUUUUUAAUUUUGGAGGUCGGGGUGAAAUCUUUAGAAUGUGCCUUAAAAUAAACUGUUCCCUACCCCUUGCCCAUCAA
Messenger RNA from Balaenoptera musculus (blue whale), 1229 nucleotides. RefSeq names its product solute carrier family 50 member 1 (gene SLC50A1). Gene Ontology annotation, molecular function: sugar transmembrane transporter activity. Gene Ontology annotation, biological process: carbohydrate transport. Lineage: Eukaryota; Metazoa; Chordata; Mammalia; Artiodactyla; Balaenopteridae. The record is from RefSeq and is a predicted model, not a curated record. The coding region runs from base 366 to 935 and encodes 189 amino acids. The transcript is spliced from 6 exons. Gene Ontology annotation, cellular component: membrane.